Striga asiatica is the source of this 1121-nucleotide messenger RNA. The record is from the annotation of a GenBank genome assembly. NCBI's taxonomy places the organism in Eukaryota, Viridiplantae, Streptophyta, Magnoliopsida, Lamiales, Orobanchaceae.
AUGUUGAAAUUCAGAGUGGGGUAUGAUUGGGUGCCUCAUUUCCAACUGAAAUCCCUCAGCAUUGUAUCUGUCGAAAUCGGAGGUCCAUUUCCAGAAUGGCUUCAGACCCAAAAAGCGCUUGCUGAGUUAGAUUUAUCAAAUUGUAGCAUUAAAGGGACUCUGCCACAAUGGCUUCAUUCCAUGAAUCUAACUCACUUAAUACUAUUCCAAAACCAGAUUGAUGGACCAAUCCCAGAGCUUGCUUCCAGUUUGAAAUACUUGGAUCUUUCAUAUAACAUGGUAAACGGUUCGAUACCUGAUUCAUUGUGCCAAAUGAAAUCUCUGGUAGUUGUUGAGAUAUCCAUGAACCAAUUAUCAGGCAAUCUCCCAAACUGUUGGUCGAGCUUGAAUUCAUUGUACGUUGCUAAGAUGUCAUCUAAUCGGCUCUCAGGACCCAUUCCUGACUCCAUUGGGGGAGCUUACGCGAGAAAAUAUGUUAUCUGGGAAUUUGCCACUCAAUGGAUAGGAAGUCAUCUGCUUGCUUUGGCGGUUCUUAGGCUAAGGAGUGAUAGAUUUUAUGGUGCCAUUCCAUCUGGAUAUUGUGAUCUGUACGAACUCAAAGUGAUGGACCUUUCACACAAUGACUUGACUGGAAACAACCCAUCCUGCUUAGGCAAGUUAUUAGGAAUGAUCAAGGGUGACACAAUCUCUGCGGGAUAUUCCAACUGGUCGCGCGAGCGUUUGGCUUUUGUGUUGAAAGGACGGAUGUUGGAGUUCAUGAAGUUAUCAACGUACUUGGUCCUUUUGGAUCUUUCAAGUAAUUAUCUUGUUGGAGAAAUACCUUCAGACCUUACAAAAUUGGCUGGCUUACUUGCCCUUACAAAAUUUGUGUAGCUGCAUGUGACAUUUACUCCUAUUUUUAUGCAAAGUGUGAGGCUUUUUAAAAAAGAACAAUACUUGUUGUUAUAAAUUUGCACGUUGAGUGUUUAUAGAAAAUAAUAUUGCUCAGCAGCAGGGAUUGAGAUUAGAGAUGAUUGGUGAUUUUUGUCUCUCCCUUAUGGAUUCUCAUCUCAACUGAGUAACGUCAUUAUAUCCAAGGCAAAACAGAAAACUUGAGCUUGUAAAUUGAUCUAUUUGUGGAG